AACUAUCGGUGCGAUGAACCCGGUGCGAUCACGCGAUCCUCGGACACUUGUUGUCUCGGCCGUCACGUUAAGUGUGUAGUGCCACUCGGGGAGGUUGGAAAAGCGGGGAAAAGCGAGCCGAUCGGGUGGAUGGGCUGGGUGCAAAAUGGAGACGGUGGUCGAAGGAAGGAAGCUCACAAGGGAACAACUACACCACGACUGUAUCACGACUAUAUCUCGUCUGCUCGCACGUAUGCAACGACUAAUGCCUGCGUGUUUAACUAUGCCUUACCACCAAUGUCGCAAGAAACGCUGUUGCAGCACAAUGAGACGUCUUUAAGCUGGAUAGCGACCAGCUCCAAUUAUCCGUUUAACUGGUUGAUAUGUAGCACGGACAGGGGUUACGUAUGCACCGGUAACGAGUUCUGUACGUGGCGAGUUUUGAAGAAAAUAGAAAUAUAUUACGGUAGAAGGAACAGAGGAAACAUGUAAUGUAAAUCUUGGAGUUAAUGUUCCUGAAACUUGGCCUGGAAGGUGGAAGGAUAGCUGUGAUCGAAUUAAGGAGAAAUGUUAUUUGCAAGAAAAUAUAUAUGUAUAUAUAUAUAUGUAAUGGAAAAUUGUAUAUGCAAAAUGAUCCAAUUAAGUGUGAAAAUAGCGAGGAAUUUCAAGUGGAAUUUAUAUCUAAAUACUUGAUAUUUUUAUGUCUAGUUGAAGUCUUGCGUUUAAUUAAGUUUCUGAUGUUUGCAGAUUAAAAAGAUUAAGAAAUAUAAUAAUAAUAGGUGUUAGAAAAAAGUUAAUUUUUUUCUUAAAA
Molecule: messenger RNA, 790 nt
Organism: Apis dorsata (giant honeybee)
Lineage: Eukaryota; Metazoa; Arthropoda; Insecta; Hymenoptera; Apidae
Exons: 2
Coding region: 130-471 (113 amino acids)
Source: RefSeq, a predicted model, not a curated record